Talaromyces stipitatus ATCC 10500 is the source of this 384-nucleotide messenger RNA. RefSeq lists its product as uncharacterized. The transcript has 2 exons. The record is from RefSeq and is a predicted model, not a curated record. Lineage: Eukaryota; Fungi; Ascomycota; Eurotiomycetes; Eurotiales; Trichocomaceae. Gene Ontology annotation, molecular function: iron ion binding; monooxygenase activity; heme binding. The coding region runs from base 1 to 384 and encodes 127 amino acids.
AUGUUUCUACAAGCACGCCUCUGGCCUGUACUCGAUCGUCUUCCCAUCGAUUGGGCCACAUUUGGUCGAUAUGGACGUCGAGGAUGGCAAUUCGCAGAUAAGGCAGACUCUCAUCUACGAUAUGGUCCAGUCUGGGCGCUUGUUACACCGGUGAAAGUCUAUAUUCAUGUUACUGAUGCUGAUGUGGCUUAUGAUAUGUUUAAUCGACGCAAGAAUUUUCCUAGUCCGAAACUGGCUGAGAUAUACGGGCCCUGUAUAUCGACUGCACACUGGACAGAAUGCGAACACCAUAGGAAGAUUGUUACGAGCCCAUUCAAUGAGAACACCAUGGAGUUUGUCUGGAAGGGGAGGUCGGAACAAGCACGCCAAAUAUUGAAUCGAUAG